GGUCGCUGGCAUCAGAGUACCUGCUAUGCCCACCAUAUCUGGCACCGCCUUCUUCAUCCUUGUGGGAUCUUCCUUUGGCCUUCUCCUUGGGUCCGCUGUCGCCCUUUGGCUGUAUGUGCCUUUUGGCUGGAUCGUGCUCUCCUCGUAUGUAGUAUGGGCGGUAUUCCUAGACCAGGCGCCGUACAAUGGCCGCGGCCGCAUCUUUCUCUUCCUUCGGUUCAAUUGGCUCUGGCAAUUUGCAAAAGGGUACUUUGCCCACACCUUACGGCAGGAGUCCGAGCUCGAUCCUUCGCAGAAGCACCUCUUCGUCGCCCAUCCCCACGGCGUGAUAGCCCUCGGAACUUGGCUUGUCUUUGUGCGUCCUCUCACCCGUAUAGCCAAGCAUCUUCGUCAGAGCGAUGGGGGCGGCGAUUCCAUUUACUUUUUGCGCAAGAAUCCAAACUUGCAGCUCAGUACUGCCACCGUGGGGUUGAAUUUUCUCCUUCCGUUCUGGCGAGAUCUCUUGCUCGCGCUGGGUUUCGUUGACGCGAGCUACGCGUCGUUGAAAGCUGUGCUGGCGCAAAACCGCAGCGUGUGCCUGCUGGUGGGAGGUAGCCAGGAAGCGCUGGAAGCUCAUCCAAACACGAACCGACUUGUGCUCGACAAGCGCAGGGGAUUCAUCAAGCUCGCGCUCGAAACCGGCGCUAAAGUUGUCCCUGUCUACACGUUUGGCGAGACCAACAUGUACACUCAAGUACGUUGCACGGCCGCUUUGUUUCCUACCGUGUGUGGUUGCAGAUGGCAAACCCGCCGGGGUCGUGGCUUCGCUCGAUUCAGGACGCUCUCGUCAAAUCUCUAACGAUUGCCACGCCGAUCCUGACAAGCGGCCCUUUACCCAAGAGCACGCCGCUGCUCACGGUCGUGGGGCCCGCCCUGGACUUCCCCCACAUAUCUGCCCCAUCGCCCGGCGACAUUGCCAAGUACCAUGCAACGUACAAGGUGGCGCUCCAAGCCCUCUUUGACAAGCACAAGCACGACUAUUACACCCCCGACGAACUCAAAUCGGCCGACCUCGUCAUAUUUGCCUGAGCGACGUCGAUGCUGCCAUAAGAGAGACGAUCGUCAUCCAUGCAUGCGAUCGGUAGGUCCGCAACAAGGGCGAGCCUGUCUCUUCCUGUGAGUGUACAAAACAACGCCC
Molecule: messenger RNA, 1177 nt
Organism: Aphanomyces invadans
Lineage: Eukaryota; Oomycota; Saprolegniomycetes; Saprolegniales; Verrucalvaceae
Exons: 10
Coding region: 26-838 (270 amino acids)
Biological process (GO): triglyceride biosynthetic process
Cellular component (GO): endoplasmic reticulum membrane
Molecular function (GO): diacylglycerol O-acyltransferase activity
Source: RefSeq, a predicted model, not a curated record